Messenger RNA from Penicillium egyptiacum, 3465 nucleotides. The record is from the annotation of a GenBank genome assembly. NCBI's taxonomy places the organism in Eukaryota, Fungi, Ascomycota, Eurotiomycetes, Eurotiales, Aspergillaceae.
AUGGCAAGAAAUACCUUCCCAGGAAUUAGUCACAGCGGCGAUGUCACCGAUGGACAUGAUCUCCUACAUUUUGUCAAGAUCAACAAGGAGACACUCACGGAGAAAGAAAUCUGCGUGUUUAUAUCUGGCUUCCAGUUGACCCCCAUAACAAAGUUCUUAGGAACCCACCCUGCUUUGCUCGUCGCCGAUCAUAUGGACAAGGUCCUUUAUAUCGUGCCAGUACCCUUGGAUGCAGCGACAAUCGGAGACGCAACCAUCUGUUGCCCACUGGUAAUAAAGCGCGACGGGGACUACUUGAUCUGUUCAAUUUUGUCGACGGCAACAACAGACCGAGAGAAAAGCUGCUCCGCUAAAACGUUAGAAAGCGCUUCAUUCCCCGAGGCGAUCCAUCGCGCCGAUUUCACCUUAUCUGCUACUUCCCCAACUGUUACAAAAGAUGCAGCCGCAAUAGGAAAUUCAACCGAAGAAAAUACUAGAUCCAGUUGCGAAAGCCUGCGCAAGAUCGCGAAAGGAAAUGCCGUGUUUACCACCGAUUUGGCCACUCUCCCUUCCUUCCUUGAUUUAGAACAGGCACAAAUCAUACGUUUCGGGACUGGCAUUGAAUUCAAGCUACCAGAUGAAGAGCUGCCAAUAAAGGCUGAGCCAUCUGCCGUUGUUUUGCCAUGCAUAUUUGGUUCCCAGCUUCAAGGCCCAUUUCUAUUGGCAACCGGAACGGUCCCAUCCAAUGUUCCCUUCGUCGACGAAAUUGCUAUCCGGGACUAUUACAAGAAACUCAAGAAUGUCGUGGUUGUUGUCGAUGAUCGAAUGACAGAUAAUGCCCGUAAUCUUGCAACUGUCUACAGAAUCAAUGCAAUCUUCAUCGUGCAACUCAGUCCACAAACCCAGCCCAAGACUACCGAAGACAUCAUGUCAUUGUUGAACUCAGCGAACAUCAAUGCGGUAACAGCACUCGCAGGACCACAAUCCUUGAUUCUAAUCCAAAUCUGCGAAAGGUAUUACUUCUACCGAGGCAUUGCUAAUCGGGCACACAUCAACACGUCCACAAUGGAAUUUGGCUCUGAUGUGACAUCAAUACUCGAGUCCGUCGGUGUGGAAUCCCUGCUAGAUCCGAGAAUUGAGCGCAUCGUUACUCUCGGCGAUGCAAAUCCGAUCAUUCUACCCACUUCAGGCCAGUUGAUCCAGCCUCGAGAUCUUCAAAAGUUGUUCGAAGACCUUUCAACAGACCAAAUCAAAGAGCUCGAAGAGGACAUAUCGGCAGCAGUUCCCCAGCUGCAAAUACUCUUGAACGAGAAGGACCUACGAGAGCUAUCGAGAGCCUUAGUAUUUGCACUCUCUGCAAAGAUCAGCCACGCAACAACUACAUUGCGAACCGCCUACACCAAAUACCUAACUCAAGAGUACAAAAUGGCAGAUCGCGAAUCGGCCAAGAAGAAAAAUGCUAUGCUUGGAAGACUGAGAAAGGUCACCAGGGAGGCGCAGAUUGCACUUGAGCCGCUCAUUUCGAGCUUGGCCAACACAAUGUCUUCUCAAACGACUUCAAAGCGGACACACGAUCUGAAGAGACUUGUUCGCCAAACCCAGAUUCAUGCCAAUGUCGAGGCCGUUAAAUCCAUGACUUUUGACACUCUGGCAGGAUACCUUGAAACAUAUGCGGGAGAUAUGGGAGUCAUGCUAUUGAAUAUCGACACAUCAUCCUAUUCCCAGCUUUUGAGCAAUCUGAAAAGCACCACCAUCGAUGCCAGUUCAUGCUGCGACCUUGAUUCGAGAGUUCUACAUCUCGAGGGAUUCGACGCAGGAAUCAUCAUAGAGCAGUCGCAGGCCAACCACAAUGGCCCACUCCAAAAUCUGAACGGUCCCUCCAACCCAAUUUUGGCGUUACCGUACCUGAGCCAAGAAUCCGGCACUGGAUCGAUGUUAGCUUGGGUCUGUUGGGAUGAAUUUGUUAACCUCAAAAGUCCCUACACCGUGAGAUGGAUGGAGAAGUGCAAUGAAGCGCACAUUGCUGCGCUAAGAAUUAUUAUGAGGUCUACCCUUAGUCAAGCUGUGGCGGCUCGAGAGCAUAACAUCCAACCUAACAGCCCAGAGACUACCCAUCUUAUGAGCGCUUUGCUGAUGGCGGCUAUGUCGAAGCUCGCGGCAAUGAGGACAACGGCGCCGGUCGUGUCACAGGAGGCCGGGGAUACCGUCACGAGAUUGAUGCGAGGGCUCUUCGGCAAUCUGUUGACAAUAGCAGGUUCAGGAGUGCGCCCUCAAAGCAUGGUCUGGCAGCUGUUUGGUUUGGAUCCUCAAUAUGAUAUUCCCAGAACCAAUGUUGAGUGGAUUUGGUACAAAACUGUGGUCGCUUUGUAUCCUUACACGGGAUGGCCUCUUGAGCAGUUCUACGAAAACCUGGAGAAACUCCUGGACAAGGUCAUUGUCCGCGUGGUGACCAAGAACGAAAAGGUGGAUCGGGUGAGAUUAAGCCGGAUAGCUGAGAUGAUCAGGUUUUCCAAACUUCGGAAUAUUCAGCUUCACCAUUCUCGCACAAUUAUCAUCGUCUUUAUGCGAAUGCUUACAGCGGGGGAGUCUGAAAUCGCUACCAUCGCAACUCGUCUGCUAGAGCAGCUUCCACAAAAGUUAGAGCGACAGAGUCCGGGCUAUACUAAGAUGAUCCACUAUCUUGAACAUCUUGCCAAGGGAGGCCAACGACGUGCCCACGAUGACCUCGUCGCUGCCAGCACCUACACCUCGCGCUCAGCUGCCUUUAGCGAACUCAAGAGCGAAGUGUCGGAAGCGUGUAAGAACAAAGAAUGGGCCAAGAUGAAGGACACCUGUCAAGCAAUUAUGGAAAAACAUGCCGACAUUGCCUCUCUCUGGCAUGUCAACCCUGAUGACUUGAAAGUUCAAAACAUGAAGGUGUACAAAGAUCUUCUGGAUGCAGACUUCGGGGACGAUAUUGACGAGGCUACCAAGACCAAGAAUCUCGAACUGGGCAGAAAAGCCCUUGGCGAUGCAGAGAAACAGCGUGUUCCUUGGCAAGUUGGGAAGAAAGGGGAAUUCGGCAAUGGCAUCGAGCCUCUGGAUGAGGUCUUUCUUCACGAAAUUCUGACAGGAGAAAAGCCAGAAUCUCUCCCAGCCGUCGAUUCAGCUGGGCAAUCAGGAACAGAGAAAACUGCCAUGAUUGAAACCGAGGCAGGAAGUGAAUUCGUGCAAUUCGAAUCGUCGAUGGAGUCCGGCUUCAUCACUACGAUGCAGAAAGACCUUUCUGCCGAAAGUGUCUGCCGUAUGAUCAAUGUUCCAACUACUGCAAUGCGCGUCUUCACUAAGGCUCUUAAUCCGAACUUUGUGUGGGAAGACUUGGGGAAGAACUAUAAGAGCACAAUUCUCGGGUUGUUGAUGGAUCGUUCGAAUCGGAUAGAGAGUCGCCCUACUAAGAAGUUGUUGGAGCUAGCGAGUGAUAAGACGAAACUUCAAAUUGGCGGGUGA